GGACUCGCAUCUAGGCCUAUUAUUUAAAAAAAAAAACAUAAAGAAAAGCUGUCAAACGCCUGUCAAUUUUUUGUAAGCUUUCAGGAGUAAAGUAUUUCUUGUAUUUCAGUAAAAAUGGUGAAAUUUAUGAAACUUUGAAGCAGCCUUCAUAAAUUUUAAGUAAUACUUAUCCUUCUUAACAGAUCUCAUACUAACAUUGCCCAAGAUGUCCAAGUGGCAGUCAGAACGCAGUAUUCAUGAGAUGCUAAAGGACACUCCACCGCUGCGGGAAUCCAGUGACUCCAUCACAUCUGGCACGGAGCCAAACUUCCCUGCUUCACGCUCUAUGACAUUCCCACCUGCCUAUGCCCCACCGGACGUUUCAGCAGGCGCGGGCGCAGGCUCGUUGCUCCGCGCGGGAGGCUCGCGUCUUGACUCACUACGCUCCUGGUCACUCUCCACCUACAAAUGCACCAAGCAGCUGCUCUACGAAAAACUCGGGAAGACCUCGCGCACUGUAGAUACUGAGUUGGAAGCGCAGAUCGAGGCGCUUCGGGAAACGCAGCGCAAAUACGCGGGAGUACUGCGGUUGAGUUGCGCGUUGACUGCACAGUUGGCCGCCGCAGCGGCCACGCAGCGGCAGCUCGGCGACGCCUUCGCGGAGCUCGCGCAGCGCUCGCCCGAGCUGCAGACACAAUUCCUAUACAACGCGGACACGCAGCGCGCGUUGACACGGCACGGCGACACGUUGCUCGCGGCGCUGCAUUUCUUCAACAACUCUCUCAAUACGCUCACCAACAAAACUAUGGAGGACACGCUGCUUACCAUACGACAGUACGAGGCGGCCAGGGUGGAAUACGACGCGUAUCGUAGUGAACUAGAAGCACGCGGCGGAAACCCGCCAUCUUUACUGUUAGCCAGUAUCGAGCGACAGCGGCGGGCCUACGAGCGGCUGCGGGACGACUCCGCCGUCAAACUGGCGUUGUUACACGAAAACAGGGUGAAAGUGAUGAACAAGCAACUUCUCUUGUUCCACAACGCCGUGUCGGCGUACUUCAGCGGCAACGGCGCGGCGCUGGAGGCGGCCGUGAAGCACUUCAGCAUCCACGCGCCGGCGCCGCCCGCGCCGCUGCCGCCGCUGCCGCCGCUGCCGCCCCUGCCGCCGCUGCCGCCGCUGCCCGGCGCCGCGCCCGCCGCGCCCGCCCGCACGUCGCCGACCUCCACGUAGAAAGGACUCUUAAAUCGAACGGCAUAAGGUUCUUAAUUCUGGGGUCGAGGGUCCUCCGCGCCAUCUCGCGAUCCAUGUAAAAUAAAAUCUUAUUUAAAGUGUCGUAAGAUCCUAUUUAACCGGGGACUGCAUAACCGAAAAAUAACAAUACCUUUAUAUAACGGUAUGACGUCACACCGGUUUAAUCCGAAUGAUUUAAAUAAAUUUAUUUCGCUACCGAAAAAUAACUGUACCGUUAUUUUUUCUAGUACCUUAACCGCUUUCAUGAAGGUACC
Messenger RNA from Cydia pomonella (codling moth), 1482 nucleotides. RefSeq names its product arfaptin-2 (gene Arfip). The transcript has 7 exons. Bases 206 to 1207 code for a protein of 333 amino acids. Gene Ontology annotation, molecular function: protein domain specific binding; phospholipid binding. Gene Ontology annotation, cellular component: trans-Golgi network membrane. The record is from RefSeq and is a predicted model, not a curated record. Lineage: Eukaryota; Metazoa; Arthropoda; Insecta; Lepidoptera; Tortricidae. Gene Ontology annotation, biological process: intracellular protein transport; regulation of Arp2/3 complex-mediated actin nucleation.